AUGCCGGGCGAUACAUUUUUCACGGCUUUCAGGGCACACGGCAGAUCUAAAACCAUUGUCUGGCUGAUGCAGGUUUCAGCUGCAAUCAUUUUUAUCAUCAAGCUUCGGAACUGGAAGCUGGCAGCGCUGUGGGGCAGUGCCCGGGGCCUAGUGUCGGUGUGUUACCAGGACAAGCUGGGACCUGUGCCAGGAGGCAACAACCAGGCUAUCGCCAGCCUGAUUUUGCACUUCCUGGUUGCAUACUCAAAGUCUGGUUCUUGGGCACUCCCAGAGAUCCUCAAUGCUUUUACCGUCGCCAUCCUAGAUGCGUUUACUACAGACCUUAUUCGCCAUCACGCAUCAGUUUCCCCCAGGGGGCGGGAGGGGGACGAGUAUGGAGCCGCUCCUGCCCUCCUCUCCGAGCCGGGGAAGAGGAGACGUGAGAGGGAGGAUCUGCUGAGUCCAGGCGCCGGCGGGGACUCCGCAGAAGCAGUGGUCUCCCCUGGCCAGUGCCCCGGGGCACUUCGCGAGCACUGCGCCCCUCUCCGCCGCGCCGCCCGAGUCCGCGGUCCAGCCGCGCCGCGCGGAGGCGCCCCUGCUUCCCCGCCCCCGACCCGGCGCUCCCGCGCUCCCCCUAGCGGCCGCCGCGAGGCCUCGCUCCGUCCCAGGCUCGUCGGCGGCGCAGCUCACGUGACCGCGCUCCGGGCCUGCGGCCGCUGUAGGCGAAAACCGAGAGUACAUCGGCCUCGUUCUCCGAUAUUGGAAGAAAAAGACAUCCCGCCCCUUGAAUUUCCCAAGUCCUCUGAGGAUUUAAUGGUGCCUAAUGAGCAUAUAAUGAAUGUCAUUGCCAUUUAUGAGGUACUGCGGAACUUUGGCACCGUUUUAAGGUUGUCUCCUUUUCGCUUUGAGGACUUCUGCGCGGCUCUGGUGAGUCAGGAGCAGUGCACGCUUAUGGCGGAAAUGCACGUCGUGCUCUUGAAAGCGGUUUUGCGCGAAGAGGACACUUCCAAUACUACCUUCGGACCUGCUGAUCUGAAAGACAGCGUUAAUUCCACGCUCUAUUUCAUCGACGGGAUGACGUGGCCGGAGGUGCUGCGGGUGUACUGUGAGAGCGAUAAGGAGUACCAUCACGUUCUUCCUUACCAAGAAGCAGAGGACUAUCCCUAUGGACCAGUAGAGAACAAGAUCAAAGUUCUGCAGUUCUUAGUCGAUCAGUUUCUUACCACCAACAUUGCGCGGGAGGAGUUGAUGUCUGAAGGGGUGAUCCAGUAUGACGACCACUGUCGGGUUUGCCACAAACUUGGGGAUUUGCUUUGCUGCGAGACGUGCUCGGCUGUGUACCAUUUGGAAUGUGUGAAGCCGCCUCUCGAGGAGGUGCCGGAGGACGAGUGGCAGUGUGAAGUCUGCGUAGCGCAUAAGGUGCCUGGUGUGACCGACUGUGUCGCCGAAAUCCAAAAAAACAAACCGUACAUUCGACACGAACCUAUUGGCUAUGACCGAAGUCGAAGGAAAUACUGGUUCCUAAACCGGAGACUCAUAAUAGAAGAAGAUACAGAAAAUGAAAAUGAGAAGAAAAUUUGGUACUACAGCACAAAGGUCCAACUUGCAGAAUUAAUUGACUGUCUAGAUAAAGAUUACUGGGAAGCAGAACUCUGCAAAAUCCUGGAAGAAAUGCGUGAAGAAAUCCACCGACACAUGGACAUAACUGAAGACUUGACCAAUAAGGCUCGGGGCAGUAACAAAUCCUUUCUGGCGGCAGCUAAUGAAGAAAUUUUGGAAUCCAUAAGAGCCAAAAAAGGAGACAUUGAUAUUGUUAAAAGCCCAGAAGAAAUAGAAAAGGACAAGAAUGAGACUGAGAAUAAUAACUCCAAAGAUGCUGAGAAAAGCAGAGAGGAGUUUGAAGACCAGUCCCUUGAAAAAGAUGGUGAUGACAAAGCACCAGAUGAUGAUCCUGAGCAAGGAAAAUCCGAGGAGCCAACAGAAGUUGGGGAUAAAGGUAACUCUGUGUCAGCAAAUCUUGGCGACAACACAACAAAUGCUUCUCCAGAAGAGACUAGUCCCUCUGAAGGGAGGAGUCCCGUGGGGUGUCUCUCAGAAACCCAUGAUAGCAGCAACAUGGCAGAGAAGAAGGUGGCAUCUGAGCUCCCCCAGGACGUGCCAGAAGACCCUAACAAGACCUGUGACAGCAGUAACACUAGUGCUACCACUACCUCCAUCCAGCCUAAUCUGGAAAACAGUAACAGCAGCAGUGAACUAAAUUCUUCCCAGAGCGAAUCUGCUAAGGCAGCUGAUGAGCCUGAAAAUGGAGAAAGAGAGUCUCAUACACCUGUCUCUAUUCAAGAAGAGAUAGGUGAUUUCAAAUCAGAGAAGUCUAAUGGAGAAAUAAGUGAGUCUCCUGGAGCUGGAAGAGGGACAUCUGGGUCAACUCGAAUUAUCACCAGAUUACGGAAUCCAGACAGCAAGCUGAGUCAGCUGAAGAGCCAACAGGUGGCUGCUGCAGCCCAUGAAGCAAAUAAAUUAUUUAAGGAGGGCAAAGAGGUACUGGUAGUUAACUCUCAAGGAGAAAUUUCACGGUUGAGCACCAAAAAGGAAGUGGUCAUGAAAGGAAAUAUCAACAAUUAUUUUAAGUUGGGUCAAGAAGGGAAGUAUCGAGUCUACCACAAUCAAUACUCCACCAAUUCAUUUGCUUUGAAUAAGCACCAGCACAGAGAAGAUCAUGAUAAGAGAAGGCAUCUUGCACAUAAAUUCUGUCUGACUCCAGCAGGAGAGUUCAAAUGGAAUGGUUCUGUCCAUGGGUCCAAAGUUCUUACCAUAUCUACACUGAGGCUGACUAUCACCCAACUGGAAAACAAUAUCCCUUCAUCCUUUCUUCAUCCAAAUUGGGCUUCACACAGGGCGAAUUGGAUCAAGGCAGUUCAGAUGUGUAGCAAACCCAGAGAAUUUGCAUUGGCUUUAGCUAUUUUGGAGUGUGCGGUUAAGCCUGUUGUGAUGCUGCCAAUAUGGCGAGAAUCUUUAGGACACACCAGGUUACACAGAAUGACAUCAAUUGAAAGAGAAGAAAAGGAGAAAGUCAAGAAAAAAGAGAAAAAGCAAGAAGAGGAAGAAACGAUGCAACAAGCCACGUGGGUAAAAUAUACAUUUCCAGUUAAACAUCAGGUUUGGAAACAAAAAGGAGAGGAAUACAGAGUUACGGGAUAUGGUGGUUGGAGCUGGAUUAGUAAAACUCAUGUUUAUAGGUUUGUUCCUAAAUUGCCAGGCAAUACUAAUGUGAAUUACAGAAAGUCAUUAGAAGGAACCAAAAAUAAUGUGGAUGAAAAUAUGGAUGAAUCAGAUAGAAGAAAAAGUCCACGAAGUCCAAAAAAAAUAAAAACAGAGCCUGAUUCUGAGAAAGAUGAGGUAAAAGAUUCAGAUGCUACAAAAGGAGCAGACCAAAGUGAAAUGGAUGUUUCCAGGAUUGCUGAGAAGAAGGACCAAGAUGUAAAAGAAGUUUUAGAUUCUGACAAUGAUAAAUCCUUUAAGGAAGAACCAAUGGAAAUAGAUGAUGAUGUGAAAACAGAGCCACAUAUAAAUUGUCAGGAAAGUUCUCAAGUAGAUGUGGUCAAUGUCAGUGAGGGUUUUCAUCUAAGGACUAGUUAUAAAAAGAAAAUUAAAUCAUCCAAACUAGAUGGACUUCUUGAAAGGAGAAUUAAACAGUUUACACUGGAAGAAAAACAGCGCCUUGAAAAGAUGAAGUUGGAGGGUGGAAUUAAGGGUAUCGGAAAGACCUCUACAAGUUCUCUGAAAAGUCUUUCUGAGUCUCCAGUAAUAACUAAAGCAAAAGAAGGGUGUCAAAGUGACUUGCUUAUUAAACAAGAACAAAGCCCUAAUGCAAGUAAUGAUAAAUCUGAAGAUUUGAUUCGGGGAUGUUCACAGAGCGAUUCCUCAAUUCUUGGAAUCAGUGAUCCUGAUCAUACAACAAACAAACUUUAUCCAAAAGAUCAAAUGUUAGAUGACGUCUCCAUUCAGAGUCCAGAGACAAACUGUCAGAAACAAAAUUCUGUUGGAAAUGACAUAGAUGAGAGUCUCUCUGAACCUACCAGUAAAGGCCAGGAACCUAGUAAGAUUAAAACCAAAGGAAGUGAUUUUCUCGUUGAUGACUCCAAACUAGCCAGUACAGAUGAAAUUGGUACUUUGAUCUAUAAGAACAAAAAACCACUCAUACAGGAGGAUAAUGACACCAUUGUUUCUCCUUCCCAGAGCCCUUCACUUCCAUCAGUACCUAAAAGUAUCGAUGAUAGAGAUAUCCCAUCUCUGUCAAAAGCAAUGGACUUUGAAGGAAAACUGGGAUGUGACUCUGAAUAUAAUAGCACUUUGGAAAAUAGUUCUGAUACUAUGUCUAUUCAAGACAGCAGUGAAGAAGAUAUGAUUGUUCAGAAUAGCAGUGAAAGUAUUUCUGAACAGUUCAUAACUCAAGAACAAGGUAUUGAAGGCUUGGAACCAUUGAAACGUGAGUUUGUUUCAGAUCAGUCCACUGGAAACUGUGACAAGAGACCACAGAGUAAGGUAACUGAAGCAAAUGGUAAAAAAACAAGUCAAGAACAGAAAUUAGAGGAGAGAUCAGUUAAAUGUAUUGAUCAAGUCAAUCUAAAAAGUAGCACUGACAAAAAGAAUAAUGAAAAUCGAGAGUCUGAAAAGAAAGGACAGAAAGCGAGUACCUUUCAAAUAAAUGGAAAAGAUAAUAAAUCUAAAGUAUAUUUGAAAGGGGAAUGCUUGAAAGAAAUCUCUGAGAGUAAAGUAGUAAGUGGCGAUGUUGAACCAAAGCUUAAUAAUAUAAGUAAAAUAAUUCCUGAAAAUGAUAUUAAGUCUUUGACCAUUAAAGAAUCUGCUGUAAAGCCAUUCAUGAAUGGUGAUGUCAUCAUGGAAGAUUUUAAUGAAAAAAACAACGUGGAAACAAAAUCAUGUUUACUGAGAUCUUCUGAUGCUGGAGGUGACUACCAGGAUGGCCUAGAGACCCUGCCUUCAACCAAAGAGUCUGAGAGUAUACAUACUACCACACCUCCACUGUCUUGUCCAGAAAGCAGUUCAACAAAUCAGGUAGAAGAUAUGGAAAUUGAAACCUCAGAAGUUAAGAAAGUUACUCCCUCACCUGUUACUUCUGGAGAGGAAUCUAACCUCAGUAAUGAUUUUGUUGAUGAAAAUGGGCUGCCUGCCAGCAAAGAUGAAAAUGUCAACGGAGAGUCUAAGAGGAAAACCGUCAUCACAGAAGUCACCACUAUGACAUCCACGGUGGCCACGGAAUCAAAAACCGUAAUCAAAGUAGCAAAAGGUGAUAAGCAGACUGUGGUCUCUUCCACAGAAAACUGUGCCAAAUCCACUGUCACGACCACCACUACAACGGUAACAAAGCUUUCCACACCCUCCACGGGCAGCAGCGUGGACAUCAUCUCUGUGAAGGAGCAAAGCAAAACUGUGGUCACCACAACAGUGACAGACUCACUGACCACUGCAGGAGGCACUCUGGUAACAUCUAUGACCGUGAGCAAAGAAUAUUCCACAAGGGACAAAGUGAAACUCAUGAAGUUUUCAAGACCCAAGAAGACUCGUUCAGGUACUGCUCUGCCAUCCUAUAGAAAAUUUAUCACCAAGAGCAGCAAGAAGAGCAUAUUUGUGUUGCCUAAUGAUGACUUAAAAAAGUUGGCCAGAAAAGGAGGAAUCCGAGAAGUCCCUUAUUUUAAUUACAAUGCAAAACCUGCCUUGGAUAUAUGGCCGUAUCCUUCUCCUAGACCAACCUUUGGUAUCACUUGGAGGUAUAGACUUCAGACUGUAAAGUCCUUAGCUGGAGUGAGCCUUAUGUUACGGUUACUGUGGGCAAGCUUGAGAUGGGAUGACAUGGCAGCCAAGGCUCCUCCAGGAGGAGGGACCACACGGACAGAAACCUCUGAAACUGAAAUCACGACGACAGAGAUAAUUAAGAGGCGAGAUGUUGGUCCUUACGGCAUUCGAUCUGAAUAUUGUAUCCGGAAAAUCAUUUGCCCCAUUGGAGUUCCAGAAGCACCAAAAGAAACACCUACGCCUCAGAGAAAAGGCCUUCGAUCGAGUGCAUUGCGGCCAAAGAGACCGGAAACGCCCAAGCAAACUGGCCCUGUUAUUAUCGAAACUUGGGUAGCAGAGGAAGAGUUGGAAUUAUGGGAGAUCAGGGCAUUUGCUGAAAGAGUGGAGAAAGAGAAGGCACAAGCAGUUGAGCAACAGGCUAAGGUUAGUGAACAGAAGAAGGCAGAGGACUUCAAGGCCCAAAUGGAGGCUCACCUCAAACAGCAGCGCUUGGCUGCCCGGCAGAAACGAUUGGAACAGCAGAAGCCUACAGCAAUUGCAGCUUCCACCACUUCCCCAACGAACAGUACAACUAGUACCAUCUCCCCAGCGCCUAAAGUGAUGGUGGCCCCCAUAAGUGGCUCCGUUACAACCGGAACUAAAAUGGUACUAACUACCAAAGUUGGAUCUCCAGCGACAGUGACAUUCCAGCAAAACAAGAACUUCCAUCAGACCUUCGCUACGUGGGUUAAGCAAGGCCAGUCAAACUCAGCCACCGGCACAGCUGCCACAUCUGCUACAACCAUUGCCAGCACAGGUCAGACGUUCCAAAUUACAGGCAAUCCAGUCACUAUGGCAGGAAAAGUAAUUACCAAACUGCCACUUCCUGCAAACAGCAAGAUUGUCGCUGUAAAUGUGCCAGCAACACAAGGAGGCGUUGUUCAAGUACAGCAGAAAGUCCUGGGUAUCAUUCCAUCAAGUACAGGUACAAGUCAGCAGACCUUUACUUCAUUCCAGCCCAGGACAGCAACAGUCACAAUUAGGCCCAAUACCUCAGGCUCUGGAGCAACCACAAGCACUUCACAAGUAAUCACAGGGCCUCAGAUCCGCCCUGGUAUGACGGUGAUUAGAACACCACUCCAACAGUCAACACUAGGAAAGGCAAUUAUUCGAACACCCGUGAUGGUACAGCCAGGUGCCCCUCAGCAAGUGGUGACCCAGAUCAUUAGAGGGCAACCCGUUUCCACCGCGAUCUCUACCCCUAAUGCAGUUUCCUCAGCACCAGGACAGAAAGCAUUAACUUCGGGAACAUCCAGUGCAAAUCUGCAGCCUUCACCCUCCCCGGCCCCUCGUCCCCAACAGGGACAGGUGAAGCUCACCAUGGCUCAACUCACUCAGUUAACACAGGGCCACGGCGGCAAUCAAGGUUUGACAGUAGUAAUUCAAGGACAAGGUCAAACGACUGGACAGUUGCAGUUGAUACCUCAAGGGGUGACUAUACUCCCGGGCCCAGGACAGCAGCUGAUGCAAGCUGCCAUGCCAAACGGUACUGUCCAGCGGUUCCUCUUCACACCUUUGGCCACAACAGCCACAGCGGCCAGCAGCACUACCACCACCGUUUCCACUACGGCAGCAGGUACAGGUGAACAAAGACAGAGUAAAUUAUCACCCCCGACACAGGUGCCACAAGCCAAAACCUUGCCACCAGCUCAGUCAUCAAGUGUGAGUCCUCCAGAAGCCCAGCCACAGACUGCUCAGCCUUCAGCUCAGCCCCAGCCCCAAACCCAGCCCCCGUCCCCAGCUCAGCCUGAAGUGCAGACUCAGCCUGAAGCUCAGACCCCAACAACUGUUGCAUCCCAUGUCCCUUCUGAAGCACAACCCGCCCAAGCACAGUCAUCCAAACCCCAAGUCGCAGUACAGUGUCAGCCUCAAAGUAAUGUCCAAGGACAGUCUCCUGCUCGCGUCCAAAGUCCACCACAGACUCGAAUACGUCCAUCGACUCCAUCCCAAGUGUCUCCCGGACAGCAAUCCCAGGUUCAGACUACAACCUCACAACCGAUUCCAAUUCAACCACAUACAUCUCUUCAGACACCUUCCCAGGGCCAGCCACAAUCACAACCCCAGGUACAGUCUCCAACUCAAACUCUUUCAUCAGGACAGACGUUAAACCAAGUUACUGUUUCAUCCCCAUCCCGUCCUCAGCUACAGAUACAGCAGCCGCAGCCCCAAGUCAUUGCUGUGCCCCAGCUGCAACAACAAGUCCAGGUUCUCUCUCAGAUCCAGUCGCAGGUUGUGGCUCAGAUACAGGCUCAGCAAGGUGGUGUGCCCCAGCAAAUCAAACUCCAGUUACCUAUUCAAAUUCAGCAAAGCAGUCCUGUGCAGACUCACCACAUUCAGAAUGUGGUUACAGUGCAGGCAGCCAGUGUGCAAGAGCAGUUGCAAAGGGUUCAGCAACUCAGGGAUCAGCAGCAAAAGAAGAAGCAGCAACAGAUAGAAAUUAAGCGGGAACACACUCUCCAAGCUUCUAAUCAAAGUGAAAUCAUUCAGAAACAGGUGGUGAUGAAGCAUAAUGCUGUAAUAGAACAUUUAAAGCAGAAAAAGACCAUGACUCCAGCUGAAAGAGAAGAGAAUCAAAGAAUGAUUGUCUGUAACCAGGUGAUGAAGUAUAUUUUGGAUAAGAUAGAUAAAGAAGAAAAACAGGCAGCAAAAAAACGGAAGCGCGAAGAGAGUGUGGAACAGAAACGUAGCAAGCAGAAUGCCACCAAGCUCUCCGCGCUGCUCUUCAAACACAAAGAACAACUCAAAGCGGAAAUACUAAAAAAGAGAGCGCUCCUGGACAAAGACCUACAAAUUCAAGUGCAGGAAGAGCUCAAGAGAGACCUGAGGAUUAAGAAAGAAAAAGACAUGGUGCAGGCCACAGCGGUAGCGGCUCCCUCCCCCGCAGCGCCGCCUGCGCCUCCGGCCCCUCCGCCUUCACCCCCGCCUCCGCCUCCCCCACAGCACACGGGCCCCCUGGCCACGGCCACGGCCACGGCCACGCUGCCUGCCGCUUCCCAGAAGAGGAAGCGAGAAGAGGAAAGAGACUCGAGCUCCAAGUCCAAGAAGAAGAAAAUGAUCUCUACUACCUCAAAGGAAACUAAGAAGGACACAAAGCUUUACUGUAUCUGUAAAACGCCUUACGAUGAAUCUAAGUUCUAUAUUGGCUGUGAUCUUUGUACUAACUGGUAUCAUGGAGAAUGUGUUGGCAUCACAGAAAAGGAGGCUAAGAAAAUGGAUGUGUACAUCUGUAAUGAUUGUAAACGGGCACAAGAGGGCAGCAGUGAGGAAUUGUACUGUAUCUGCAGAACACCUUAUGAUGAGUCACAAUUUUAUAUUGGCUGUGAUCGGUGUCAGAACUGGUACCAUGGGCGCUGCGUGGGCAUCUUGCAGAGUGAGGCAGAGCUCAUUGACGAGUAUGUCUGUCCACAGUGCCAGUCAACCGAGGAUGCCAUGACAGUGCUCACGCCGCUAACGGAGAAAGAUUACGAGGGUUUGAAAAGGGUGCUGCGUUCUUUACAGGCCCAUAAGAUGGCCUGGCCUUUCCUUGAGCCAGUGGAUCCUAAUGACGCACCAGAUUAUUACGGUGUUAUUAAGGAACCUAUGGACCUCGCCACCAUGGAAGAAAGAGUACAAAGACGGUAUUAUGAAAAGCUGACGGAAUUUGUGGCAGACAUGACCAAAAUUUUUGAUAACUGUCGUUACUACAAUCCUAGUGACUCGCCUUUUUACCAAUGUGCAGAAGUUCUUGAAUCAUUCUUUGUACAGAAAUUGAAAGGAUUCAAGGCUAGCAGGUCUCAUAACAACAAACUGCAGUCUACAGCUUCUUAAAGUUCAGCGUGUUAACCUAACAUAAAAC
Messenger RNA from Puma concolor (puma), 9664 nucleotides. Lineage: Eukaryota; Metazoa; Chordata; Mammalia; Carnivora; Felidae. The record is from RefSeq and is a predicted model, not a curated record.